UCUCGGGUCUCGGCUCGCUCAACCCGCCGCCAUUUUGAAUCCGAAUCGCUCACACUACACCCGCUCUAAACUGGAACUAUGCCGCGGGGCCGGCCGCGAAAACAGAGGGUUAAAGAUGACAGCGAAACCGAUGGAGGUCCGGGAGCCGGCUCAGAGAGCCAGAAGCAGGCCGAGAACAAAUGUAAUAUUUGCUCACAGAAUUAUCCCAGCGAGAGUCAACUUCAGAGACACCUGCGAGAGCAUGAGGUCAACGAUAAGCCGUAUCGGUGUGACCAGUGUCCGCUGUCCUUUAAUGUGGAGUACAACCUCGACCUCCACAAGUCCACUCAUGCCACCAGCGAGGCCAAAUGCCCCGUGUGCCACAAGAAGUUCUCCAGAGUGGCCAGUCUGAAGGCUCAUGUCAUGGUCCACGAGAAAGAAGAGAACUUCCUGUGCUCGGAGUGUGGAGACGAGUUCAUCCUGCAGAGUCAGCUCUCUGUGCACCUGGAGGAGCACCGGCAGGAGCUCAGCGGCAGCAGCACACACUCCUGCCGGACCUGCCGCCGGGAGUUCCCCACACACAGCCAGCUGCGGGAGCACCUGAGGAGCCACGCCAAGGCCAGGUCCGUCACACACG
This is a messenger RNA of Rhinichthys klamathensis goyatoka, 616 nucleotides long. RefSeq names its product zinc finger protein 236-like. Gene Ontology annotation, cellular component: nucleus. The annotation marks the transcript as partial. The record is from RefSeq and is a predicted model, not a curated record. Gene Ontology annotation, molecular function: RNA polymerase II cis-regulatory region sequence-specific DNA binding; DNA-binding transcription factor activity, RNA polymerase II-specific. Gene Ontology annotation, biological process: regulation of transcription by RNA polymerase II. The transcript has 4 exons. Lineage: Eukaryota; Metazoa; Chordata; Actinopteri; Cypriniformes; Leuciscidae.